Molecule: messenger RNA, 4447 nt
Organism: Rhopalosiphum padi (bird cherry-oat aphid)
Lineage: Eukaryota; Metazoa; Arthropoda; Insecta; Hemiptera; Aphididae
Gene: NKAIN
Product: sodium/potassium-transporting ATPase subunit beta-1-interacting protein
Exons: 8
Coding region: 513-1637 (374 amino acids)
Biological process (GO): regulation of sodium ion transport
Source: RefSeq, a predicted model, not a curated record
CCUGUACUCGGUAGUAAAUACGCACCUGUCCUAUGCUUUAAUAAUACAUGCAGUUCCCUAAUCCCCACUUUCCCAAACACCUUACUCCAUAGUCCGUUCGUUAUAUUAUUUUAAUGCCGUGAUUAUCGUUCGAUUUAAUACAGUAGUUCGGUAAAUCGUUGUAAUAGUUGUACAUUCGGUGGUUAUUAUUAUCAUUAUCGCUGUCGUCGUUCCAUCGAUCGAUACGUUACGCAUAUUAUUAUACAAUUCAGUAUAGUUUCCGGACCGGACUCAAGACGCGUAUCGGGUUUGAUUGUGCGACGUGCGUUAUCCAGCCAAAAACUUGAAUGUGAUAAUCGUACACGCGAUGCGCCUUAAUCUUGCAACAACCUAACCGGAAGUGCGAUUGACCAACAAUGGACCGUUUAGUUGGUCGUGAAGAUGCAGUCGGAGAUGACGCCUGCCCUUCACAACGGGAAAUCGAUUUUCAACCGUAGUAAUUGCCCGUAGCCCCGAACACGUACAUUGAUUUCAUGGAAUUUUGUAAAUAUUUGUUGCUCACCAUUUUCCUGUUUCAAUUGGUUUCAGUUGGAGCAAGACAAGCAUUUGACUUUCUCGGAUUUAUGUGGGGAUCUGUACUAGCAAAUUUCUUUGAACUUUUGUUCAUUAUUUUUGGAAUAUUUGGUGUAGUGCAGUCAGAUGUAUUAUACUUAUUAUCAUAUUCAGCAUGGAGUAUUGUUUGGUGUAUUUGGAAUAUAUUUGUAGUUUUAUAUUAUUUGGAAUUGCCAAUUUUUAGUAGUAGCUUUGAUGUUAUGAGCCUUGGUGCAGAUAGUGUAAGUUGGUGGGAAUCUAAUGGCCCUGGUUGCAGAGUAUUUUUUUAUCCAAAUCACACCGGUAUUGAAGAAGAUGCUAUUAAGCCAAUUAGACCUGAUUUGAUCACUGGAUGUGUUCUGGAUUAUCAAAAAAUUGAAACGGCUCAAGCAUCCUUACAAAUACUUUUUGCUGUUUUUGGUAUUCUUUGUAGCUUGUAUGUAUCAUGUUGUUCAAAAUCUAGAGAUGAAGGAAUUUACUACAAGAGUAAGCAACCAAAAAAUAUUACACCAAUAUAUUCUAUUGAAUAUAGUUCACGUCGAGGAGAUGAAAUUGAAGAAAUAAGCACUAUCAGUGGCAGCGAAGAUGGUGAUUUAGAUGCACAAAGUUCACAAAGUAAACCCAUGACACCCAGACGAGUAAAACGAAGAAGUGUAACUUCAAGGGGUACACUACCUCCUCCACAUCAAGCUCCACCGCCAUAUCUUAGACGUCAAUCUAGCUCUCAAUAUUCUAGUCGAAGACAUAAAAAUCCUGUUUCUAGGCUUAUCCAACAACAGUAUUCAAAUAACGGUUUGAACGAUUCAUCAACAUCAAAUGAUUCAAGUCACCCAUUGUUCCCAGAAUGUCGAGUUGAACUAAGACAUGUUAACCGAGGCAUUGUGAAUCCUGCUUUAGAUACAGAAUCUGAACGUCCAACAUCAGCACGUUCAACAUAUUCAAAUUUCCAUGGAGCACGAGGUCGGCCUAGACAAGUUAGCACUCAUUCAACUUUUUUUGCUCCAUCAGAACAGCCUCCACCAGCUUAUCGUAGUAACGCUUCUGUUAAUUCUGAAACUGUUAUAUGAUUUAGAACAAUUGUAAAAAGUGUAGUUCAAAGUAGAUACAAUUUUAAGAUCUCAUUUUUAUUUUAAACAAUGUUACUACUUAAAUAAAAAAAUAGUAAUGGUUUGUUAUGCUACCUUUACCAUUUUUUUUUUUUUUAUGUUUGUUCAAUAUUUUUGGAAAUAAAGCUUAUUGAUUGAAAAUAAAUUUAGUUAAAUUUAGUUUGUAGGUAGCAUAUCAAACCAUUAUAAAAAAAUCUAUUAUUUUUAUUUUUAUAUUGGUACAUAAUGUUUAAAUUAAAUUUUAGGCGAAUUUUCUCAACGAAAAAAGGUUAUUAGAAUAGAAAAUUUCUUAUAGUUUUUUGUGGUAUUUUAUCUGAUGUAGUAAUGAAUUCAAGAUAUGCAUUACAUUCAUAAAUGUUAUAUUACUUAAUAGUGUUAAUCAAAAUUUCUAAUUGGGUUUUAAUUUCUGACUUUUUAUUUAUCAUGAAAUAUUACAUUAAAUAUUAAAAAUUUUUAAAUGUAUCAAAAUAAAAGAGAUUUACCUAAUUUUAAACAUUGAAGUAUUAAUAACAAUUAUAAUUGACAGUUUCUAAAUUUCAUUUAAUUUUUCUGUAACUAUUAUUUCUCCCUUUGAUAAUGUAUAAUGUCUUGGGAUAAAACUAUUAAGUUUUUUUUCAUGAUUGACCAAAAUUUAGAUAGUUCCUGUUUUCUUGUUUUUAACUACAGUUAAAGAUAAAAUUGAUGGUAUAUAAAUAUAAAUGUAUAUAUAUAUAUCAUACAUUGUCUACUAGGUAUAUAUUUUAAUAUAAAUUUUAAGUUAAUAAUUAGAAUCAAAUUAAUAAGCUCAAAUAUUUUUUUUUAAACAUCACAUUUUUUCAAAUGUUAAUGAAUAUGAGGUUAAUAUGUAUUUAAUCUUGAUAUACAGUUAUAAAACUAAAAAAAAAAGUGCUUUGUUGGUUUUUAAUUUGUAUUCUUACUUAAUGGCUUAUAUUAUGUUAUUAGGUUAAAGAAUAUGCUUUGUUUUCUUUCUGAUUCCCCACCUGUAACAUGGCAAAUUUUAUAUUCUUAACUUUAAUAUUAGUGUGAAUUGAUCUAUUGUCAAAUUUAUAGAACUUUAAGUUCAGAAUAUUAUUUGUGUUGAUAUAUUUGCUUUUCUUGUGAUUUUUUAACACUUCUGUGAUACAUGAUUGUUUUUUAUAAACUCACUUCCAUCAAGGUUUAAAUAGCCUUAAUAUCCAAGGUACAAACUCCGAUAAUGUUAUUACCUAUGUGUUUGGUAAUAGGUCAAUUUACUUUUAAUAUAAUGGGAAAUAGAAAUAAAAUCUCCACGUUGGUUGUUUGUAUCCGUGGGUCUCAGAGAGAAAACAAAUAGUACUUUGAAAUUCCCAUAAAUAAUUAGAACAUUAUUUCUUAACAUAAUAUAACAUAAGAAUAUUCCAUUAGCUCUAACUUAUAUUAAAUUCAUACAGUUAGACGUUAGUUCAAAUUUCAAUAUUUUAGCUCUACAACUGUUACCAAAAUAAAAUUUAAACUAUACGUAAGAUUAUUAAUAUAUUUAGUCAUAAGUAAAUAAAAAUUCUCAUUUUCAAUGUAUAUAAUAUAAACUGCCAAUUACAAUAGGCAAAGAUCAUAAGUUGUUGAAGAAAGUUCUCUUAAAAAUAAAAUUAAUAAUUUUAAUAAAACUUCUUUAUCUAAGCAACGAAAUAAAGUAAACAGACUUAAUAUCGUCUUAAAAUGAUUAUACCUUUAUCAGAACAUUCGUGUUCCGUCCAUUUUGUAUAAUUUUAAGUUAGAAUAAGUAUAAGUUUUGAAUGUGCAAAUUUUUUUUAUACUUAUAUUUUUUUAAACUGUAUAGUUAAAGUAUGAACGAUAAGUUCAUAUUAUAACAUUAUACCUAUAUAUUUAAAUAUUGUUGAUUAGCAAUUAAAUAGCAACGAAUGUGUGUUUAAAAUGUUAAUUUUAGUCUAAUAUCGCAUAAACGACUGAUGUUUAUACAAGUCUAAAACAUUUUUAUAUAUUUUUUUUUUUUUUGUACUUUCUGAAAUGUAUUAUCUCAUAACGUUAAAAUACAAUUAUUUUAUAAGGUUUAAGUAUUAUGCUCUAUGCCUAUGAGCUUAAGAUUUUUAAAUUGUACUCGGGUAGUCAUAUACUAUAUUAUGAUAAUGAUGAAUACAAAGUUUGUGACCACAAUGUGUGGCUCGCCUAUGCUCAAUACGCCAUGCACGUGCUAAGCUAUUCGCUUAGGCUGUGCUUGGAUAAUUGAUGAUGAUAUAAAGGCGAGCAGCAAGUCAUGGGAAUCGAUCUUUCAACCAUUUCGUAAACAAUUAUUUAGAGAUUCAUUGUCAAAUAAAAAUAGGUGUUUGGAGUAUAUAUUAUUGUACAAAUAAAUACCAAAUAAUGUAUAUGAAAGCUUUUUAUUUAUAUACAACAAUACUUAAAAUUCAAUAAGUUAAAUGUAGCUUAACAUAAUGUCAAAAAUCAGUCUAAUAUCAAAACACUAAAACAAAAAUAUUUGAAUAUAAAAUAUAAAUUGUUUUAUCCUUUAGUGUACUAAUAAAAUAAAAUAAAUAAACAAAUAUGGGAAGACAUGUAAAAUUAAUAGAAAUUAGUAGGUAUUAAUUAAUUAAUUAAUAAAUAUAUUUAUAGCUUUGUAUUAAUAAUUCAACAAACCAUUUUAACAUUUUAUUAAUUUAAGCCAAAUAAUUGUGAUAUUUUUUUUUAUGUAGAUUUUUUUCUAACUUGGUGUAUUUGUUUUUUGUUGUGAUUUACUGUAAGUACUUAAAAAAAUAUGUUAUAUACUCCUAUUUCAAAAUAAACAAGCCUAUCCAAAU